Cladophialophora psammophila CBS 110553 is the source of this 745-nucleotide messenger RNA. RefSeq lists its product as uncharacterized. The coding region runs from base 75 to 332 and encodes 85 amino acids. Lineage: Eukaryota; Fungi; Ascomycota; Eurotiomycetes; Chaetothyriales; Herpotrichiellaceae. The record is from RefSeq and is a predicted model, not a curated record. The transcript has a single exon.
GUCGCCAUAAUAAUGCCAUAUGCUACCGACAUCUUCCCGCCUUCACUCUUAGUUCCUAGAAAUCACCUUCAUCUAUGAACCUCGUAUUAACACCUCGAGCUCGUCCACAUCUUCCUUGUCAAAAUAUAGCUCGCGGGAGACGAACGACCUCCUCGUCAAUCAAUAUCCUCGAUUAUUUCAUGUGGCCAAAAACUUUGAGUCUUUCUUCCGAGUAUUUUCCGGAUACCCAAUUUGAAGGAAUUGCGAAUCUCCUGUCGAGAUCAACCAUCGGAACAGCGGUACCGGAGAAGCGUGGUCGACUAUACCUUAAUUGCGGUGAGAUUGGCGAUUGAGUCUGGCAGUCCUACUAGGCUCGAGCCACUCGUUCUGGGGGCUGAUUCACCCAGGCACCAUAUUCUACCCUCCAUCCUCACACGAGAAUCGGCCCCUCCCUAUGUCUUCCCGCGUGUAGAAACGCCUCAAGGACUUGAGCAUUGACAUAAAUAGGUUUUCAGUACGGCCGAGACCAACCGUCGGAUCAUCUGAAGAUCCUUCAUAGCUAUCGACAGUACAUGCAAUGCUUAGAAAAUUUGGGAAUUGGUGGGUGGGCAGUAAGGGCCUAUAUCCCCUUUCCCUACAUGUCGAGCUUUGCACCUUGCGGCUAACAUGUCUAGAUGAUGCCAAAUCGGGUCCCGACUCCGGUACCAAAUUGCUGUGCCGGGCUCUCAAGUUCCGACGGCUGAAGUCCAUAUUUCUUAGUAAGGCU